UACUUUGAAUUUCUUAAUUUUUUGUUCAAACUUUUAUUUCCUUCCUCUGCUCUUUUCUUGCAAAAACCCUAAUUUUACAACCAGCCCAGGAAAAAUUUUCUGACACCAACCAAGAUUUUGAAUUUUCCCACUUCAUCUCUGUAGCUCUGUCUCUGUUCUGCAAAGGCAGACAAUCCCCUACUAAGUUGAGAUAGUUCCUGGUGAAUAGAUUCUUGUAGCAGAGCUCUGUUGUACUCAUAUGAUCUUAGAAUAUUCCGGUCUGAUUCUUGCAUUACAAGAUUUUCAGACUAGUUGAAGUGGUUUUUGUAUGAUCUUUUUACAUUUUAUUUUCAUUGAAGUUUCUUGCUGAAAGGUGGGUUUUUUUUCCCCAGUUAUUCCGAGUGUUUGAGCUGAAAAAGGUUUGAGCUUUACCAGUUUAGUAAGCUCAGGUUUAAGAUUUUACAAUCUUUUGGAGGGUGUAAGGUUUUUACAGUUAUCUUGUUUUUUAGUAUAUGAAUGGAGGAAAAGGAAGGAUUAAAUGGUUCUGGGGUCACUGUAAAAGGUGAUGAAGCUCCUCAGAGCUUCAGAGUGGAGCCCCGGGUUGUAAAUCCUGACCUAUCACAAGCUGUCGGCUGUGCCUCCCUCACAGCCGCCACGGAGGUGAAGAAGAAGAGGGGAAGGCCAAGAAAGUAUGCAGCAGAUGGUUCUAUUGUGGCAUUGUCACCUAUGCCAAUAUCGGCUUCGAUUCCGCUUGCUGGUGAUUAUUCAGCUUGGAAGCACAGUUCAGGCCGAUCCUUUGACUCUUCCAAGAAAAAACAUAAAUUGGACUUUGAAAGUCCUGGGGGAACGAUGGCAUUCUCACUCGGUGCAAGUUUCAUACCCCAUGUGAUUACCGUUAAUGCUGGCGAGGAUGUUAACAUGAAGAUAAUAUCUUUUUCUCAACAAGGGUCCAGAGCCAUUUGCAUUCUGGCUGCAAACGGUACUAUCUCAAACGUUACGCUCCGUCAACCUAAUUCGUCUGGUGGUACUUUGACAUACGAGGGACGUUUUGAGAUAUUGUCUCUCAUGGGAUCAUUUAUGCCAAGUGAUAAUGGAUUGACGAAAAGCAGAUCAGGAGGGAUGAGCGUCUCUUUGGCUGGGCCCGAUGGCCGUGUGUUGGGGGGUGGACUUGCCGGCAUGCUAGUUGCAGCAGGCCCUGUUCAGGUGGUGAUUGGCAGUUUUCUCCCAGGGCACCAGCUGGAGCAAAAGCCCAAGAAACCAAAAUACGAGCGUACAAUAGCCUUCGGCCCUGUCCCAACCAACCCCGUAUCUGAAGAAAGAUAUGAAGCUGCCUACAGCGGACCAAAGCCAAAUCUUACAACCUCUACUUCAUUCCAUGGAGACAACAACAUGGCUUCUGCGAACUCCAUGCACCACUCCAAGACCUCAGAACCUAGAAGUAACGUUUCGUUGCCCGGAGAAGAUUCUCUAGAGCAAAGCCAUGAAAUAACAUGCUGAUUUUCUUACACGUGUUUGUAUCAUAGCUGUUUUU
Sesamum indicum (sesame) is the source of this 1510-nucleotide messenger RNA. Its product is annotated as AT-hook motif nuclear-localized protein 6. The record is from RefSeq and is a predicted model, not a curated record. Gene Ontology annotation, molecular function: minor groove of adenine-thymine-rich DNA binding. NCBI's taxonomy places the organism in Eukaryota, Viridiplantae, Streptophyta, Magnoliopsida, Lamiales, Pedaliaceae.